This is a messenger RNA of Sarcophilus harrisii (Tasmanian devil), 8484 nucleotides long. RefSeq names its product SMC5-SMC6 complex localization factor 2 (gene SLF2). NCBI's taxonomy places the organism in Eukaryota, Metazoa, Chordata, Mammalia, Dasyuromorphia, Dasyuridae. Gene Ontology annotation, cellular component: site of double-strand break; nucleus. Bases 983 to 3778 code for a protein of 931 amino acids. The record is from RefSeq and is a predicted model, not a curated record. The transcript is spliced from 20 exons. Gene Ontology annotation, biological process: protein localization to site of double-strand break; DNA damage response; positive regulation of double-strand break repair.
CAAGCUUUUCUUCCAAUUGGUCAGUAAGAUUCGGGGACUGGUCUUCCUUGCCCCAGGCACCAGAUUCUGCUUUCCCAAUUCCAGUUCUUUCCCUCUGAAUUAUUUCCUGAUUAUCCCGUAUAUCGCGCGCGCACGCACACACGUUUGCAUGCUGCCUCUCCCAUUCAACCGCGGCUCUUGGAGGGCCCUGCUUCCGCGUGUGCCGGGCUGUGCAGCUCAGGGUCAGGCGCCCCGGGAGAGCUUGACCAACGCCUUGGCAGCAGGCGGCCCCUGAGCUCCACGAAGUCUCAUCUUUCCGAGCCCAGGCUGACUUCCGACAUGCUGGGGGGCCCUGGCCAAGUCGCUUCCCCGUUUGCCUCAGUUUCCUCAUCUGCCAAGGAAACCGGAGAAGGAAAUGUCACACCGCUGCCGCGUCUCGGCAAGAAACCCUUCGGAGGACGUCGCCAGAGGGCGACAGGGCCGAAAGGAAGGAACGACCAGUGGUUAGUGGCGGUCGGCGGCCGGAGCGGAGCUCCCCGGCCCGGCCCGGGCCUUCACAGAACUGGGAGCAGCCGGGGCGAUGGCCGCUGCCGUUUCCGGUCUGCCGCAAUCACCGACAAUUAGCGGAGUUUAAGCUCCCGGGACGGGGCGGGGCUGGCGAAACGCUCCGGAAAAGAGUAAUCGUGAUGGGGUCUGGAAUUUUUUUGCCCCCGGCCCAUUUUAAAAAUAAUGGGGAGGGGGGGAAAGAAUUACAGGCUGCGCAUGCGUCUAGACCGUCUUGCACGACAGCCAAUCGAGCCAAUCAACACAGCAAUCCCGCCGGCAAAGCCCGCCUCCUUCUGGUGGCUUGGUUUCUUCCCGCCAGCCCCCGCACCACUCCCUAGGAGAUAACCGUAGCUAGCAGAGAAGGGGCGUGAAAGCCCCUCCGCCGCCGCUCCUGCAGCCUAGCGGCGACCCCGCGGCGCGCCUGCGCCCUGAGACCCCGCGGCGCGGCUGAGGGGACAUGAAGCUGGGCGGCGAGCCUGCCCGGCCCUCCCCCAACUCUUCCCCGGCCCGAGCGCGGCGCUGCCUCUCGAGGCCCAAUGCGGCCCAGGCUGGUUCGGGGAGGUGCGAGGAGAGCCCCGCUGACAGAAACCAAUCAAUUACAGAUUUCUUCAAACCAGUCCCAAAGCAAGAUAAACUUGAGUUGAACUCAUCACAAAGCACAAAUUAUAAAUGUGAAAGAGAUAGAUUAUUACACACCGACAUAAGGCAAUUUGAAAGAAAAAUAUCUUCACCAAAAAAUCUGUGUAUGAAAAUGCCACGUACACCACCAAACAAGAAUUCUAUUGCAGAAACUUUGAUGAGAGGAUUGAAAGAGAAAAAAGGCAAAAGAGAUGUACCUGAAGGAAAUGGUCCUUUUCUAGUGCAGAAAACCCUCUCUUUAGUAGUUGAAAAACCCAUUAUUUCUACUUCACAUCAUUGCUUGUCGAGAAAUAAAAGGAAGGACCCGAGGAAGCAAGAAAGCUCUCCAAUCAAAAUGUCAUCACGUCAUCGUGAAAAUAUGAGGGAGAAGGCAAAUAAGUGCACAGAUCAAAAUAAGACAAUUACAGAUGCUAAAAGCUUGGUCUCAUCAACAGAACCUGAGAUUUUGGAAAGCAAUUCCAGCAAAAUUGGUGGUAGAAAUGACAUACCCAGGUGCCAACAAUCAGAAUGUUCUGUGGAAGUGCAACAGGAACCAGAAAAUGAAGACUGCUUAAGAAAAAGAUUACAUUCUAAUUCACUGGACACUUCAGGUGCUGAUUCUUCUGGGGUAUCAAAUGCCAAAACAUGCAUUAUUUCAUCUUCUAAAAAAGAGAGAGUGGUCAACUUACCUAAAGCACCUGUGUCACUCAGGAUCAAGAAACGAAGAAAGAGGAAUUUCAAAGAUGUUACUAAUACAUCUUCAGUGAAAACAUCUAGUAAAUCUUGGCCUUUUCAAACCAGUAGUAUUACUAAGGGUUCUUCAGCUGUACUUGAAGGAGACAUUUUGUGCAGCCCAAACAUUCCAAGGCUUGCACAUGAAAACUUAGAAAAUUCCAGUUCCACUAGUAGUUUUCCAGGAAAAAAACAAAAAGUUGAUUUUGAUAGUGAUGAGGAAAGUUUAGAUUGCAGUCUGGAAAGUGAAGAGGAGGAGGAGGAAGAUGUUGUAUUAAAACCACUUCAACAAUUGAUGUCUUUGAAUUCUAGUCAGCCUGCAUCUCCAGAAAAACCUUUUGUUCUUUCAGAAAACCCUAGAGCAUUAUCAUCAGACAAUUCAGUAAGCAUUCGUUACCAGUGUUUUGAGAACCCCUUAGAGAGCAUGAUAAAGGAGAACGAAAAUCCUCCAAGGUCAGAAGAAUGGGAAAAAGAGCUAAAGGAAGAUAUAGUGAAAGGUCAGGGAAUAAAAACCCAAAGUGAGAUAGAAAAAUCAGGAAAUACAAAUGACAGUGGAGAACUCCAAGAAGAGCAUAGGGAGUUCAUAAGGAAAUUCUUCAUUGCUCUUGAUACUAUUCCUGAUUACCAUCCUGGUGAAGAAAUAUUUCACUUUUUUGAUUUUGGGAAAAUUUUCACUCAAUAUACACUGGACUUAAGGGAUUGUAAUUUUGUUCCAAAGAAUGCUAUUGAAGAUCUUAUCCUUAAAUCAGGAAAAACACAGCAAAUUUUUUUAACAACACAAGGAUAUCUCAGCACUGCCUAUCACUACAUCCAGUGUCCUAUACCUGUGUUAAAGUGGCUAUUUCAGAUGAUGUCUGUUCACACAGAUUGUAUCAUUUCUAUACAACUUUUGAAUACGUUGAUAAACAUAACAAUUAGAAACGAUACCACUAGUGGCUCAUCAAGUUGGCCUUGGAUCCCAUCACUAUUUGAUAUAGCAACUGUGUUUAUCAACAUGGGAGUUAGUUUUAAGUGUUUAUUUCCUGUGCAAAAUCUUCAGCCUGUCUUUAAUGAAGAUAUUUUUAAUUUUAAGGUACAACACUUAUCUGAAGAAAGAAAAAGUGAAGAUUCUAUAGUAGAAACUGUUGUUUCAUGUCUUCCAGAAACUAACAUUUUAAAUGUAGUUAAGUUUAUAGGCUUGUGUACAGCUGUAUACCCAGAAGGUUACACAGAUCAAGAAAUAAUCUUGCUACUUUUAAUGUUCUUGAAAAUGAGUUUGGAAAAGCACCUGAAACAGAUUGCACUAGUGGACUUUCAGAGUCUCCUCAUAAACCUGUUGAAAAACAUUAGAGAUUGGGACACAAAGAUGCCUGAACUCUGUAUGGCUAUAAGUGAGCUGUCCACUCAUCAUCACAAUCUUCUGUGGUUGGUACAGUUUGUCCCUAACUGGACAAUACGUGGAAGGCAGGUGAGACAGCAUCUCAGCCUAGUGAUUAUUGCUAAAUUUCUGGACAAGAAACCUGAACAUAUUCCAAGUACCAGUGAAUUGCAGAUGUCUCUCCUUUGUCAGUACCUAAUGCAAAUGAAGCCUUCUGAUUUGUUAAGGAAAAUGGUAGCAAAGAAAAGAAGUGAAGAAGAGGGUAACAUUACCAAAAACUGUUUAACUAUAGAUCUUGAGCAACAGGUAUAUUACCUGACUUAUGUGCUUCUGCACUUAGUCAAUGAAGUCAGUGCCUAUUCUUUCCCUUUUCAACGAAGGAAAUAUUUGCUGAAACUCUGUGGUUCUCUGGAGAAGCAUAUAAAGUGUUAUAUCAAAGAAGACGCAAGGUUUUUUCAUAGGACAAAGGUAGUAGAUUUAGUUGCCAUCAUCCAGGGAAAAUGGCAAGACAUGAUCCAUAAUUCUCAGCCUAUUCAGAAAAUAUAACUUCCUCUUGCUGAGAUCAUAUUAAUGAAUAUAUCUUUGUGGAAAAACUCAUUUAGCAUCAUUGGCAUUUGUAUAUUGGCUCCUGAUGGCUGAGGAGAAGCUGUCAGAAAACACAAGGUGAGAGGUUGGGAUGUAUUAGGAAGUUUUUACUUGUUGUUACCAUUUCAGUAACAGGAAAGAUGUUUUAAGUUUGAUUUGCAGGUCAACCCCCAGAGGUCAGGUAGAAAAUGGUAACUGAAUUGAUAUUAAUUAUUGAUAAGAGCCCAAAGGUCAGUGGCUAGCACAAUGCUUGCACAUCUUUACUGCUUCUGAUGGAUGUUCAAAUUGAAUUGAAGCUUACGUCAUUAUAAAUAAUAUAAAUGUAGUUGAUGGAGAGAACAGUCGUGACCCUUGAGGAGCUCAUAGUAUGAGGAGGAAAAGGAGACAACAAGCAAAUAGUUCUGUGAACAAAUGAGAAACAGGAUUAAUAGUACAUACAUAAAUUAAUAAUUAAGAGGUAUUUAAAAAGGCUUUCCUUAGAAGAUAGGAUUUUCAUUGGGAUUUGAAAUUAUUCAUGGAAUUAAAGGAAAGAAGCUGAUUUUCUUUUUUUAAAGUACAAAAAUCCUUAAUGACAAGAAAAUAACCAUUUACAUGUGGCUAUGCCAGUGAAUCAGGAAUGUUUGGGGAGUCCUCUUAGGUUUCUGGUUUUAUAUCUCUAAAUGUGGAGUCAUCUCAGAUGGCAAAUUAGAUAUAGCUAGUAAGUAGAGUUGUUUUUAUUUAUCAUCAGUUUUCUUUCUCAUUGUGCUCUGCCUCUUUAACUUUAUUUGGUCAAUAGUUAAGCUGUCCAGAAGGGCAUCCAGAAAGAAUAAAACUUUUUUAGUAAGAAGUUUUUGCAUUGCACAGUGUUUAAAAUACUUCGAGUAUGUUACUUGAUAUUAAAAGCUUCAUUUGUUUCAGUUUGAGCUUCUAAUGUUUAAUGGUAAUGCUUCUGUACCUCCUAAACUUGUGUGUGUGUGUGUGUGUGUGUGUGUGUGUGCGCGCGCGCGUUAGCAUGUGCUCGUGCGCAUCUGUUUGUAAUUUUAUGCAUUCAUCCUAUUAUCAUACAUUGCCCCCCAACUUUUGCUUUAAGUUAUUCAGUUCUUGACCAUGUUAUGCCAUGUGUUGGAAUAAUGUUUUUUCCAGAUCUCGGGAAGAUGAAUUGCAAAUACAAUUUAAAAUAUUAUUUUGGUAGCAUUUGCAUUUUUGUCUUUUUCCAUAUACUGUAAUCUAGUUUCUAGUAAUUCCCAAGGGAAAAUGUCCUCAGACAUUGUCACUUUUUUUUUUUUUUAUCCUGUCUUUAUCCAACCACUGUGCUUGAUUAUCUCCCCUAGGCCACUGUGUGACCAAGAUUAUCAGGAAAAGAGAUAUUUUGGGGUGUAGAAGACAUUGGCAUUAGAAUUCCAGUAGCCUUUUACUACAUUAGUAUUAGCUGUUUAACAAGAAGUUGACAGGAAAACUAUCAGCAUCCUCUCAUUGAGAGAAGUUUCUUCACAAAGUUCCAGAUGUGAUUACCAGAAACCUCAGUGUGCUAUUAAAGUAGAUUGUUGUGUCCAAGUAUAAGGUUUUUUUUUUCCUUCUGAUUGUGUAAUAAAAUUUAAUGGUAGGAGUUAAUAGUUAGGAGCUGGGGAGAUCAGCCCUGAAAAAUACUCUUCACACCUUUCACAGCUCUGACAGUGGGUGUGUCUGAAUUUGAAGAUAUCUACUACAUGUUAAUCAAAACACACUUCCCAAAGACAAGUUAGAGGGAUGGCUUAAAAGGAGGAUACCAUGGAACUGCAGGUUUGUUGUUAUAUGAACUUUACUGGUUCCAAAUCUCACAUAUCAUUUCUACUAAAACUGUAAUGUGUUUCAAUACUGUAGCAAUCAGGAAUUUAGGGGCAGGCUACCCAGAUAAAUCUUCAGUUAAGAGAAAUUAUAUAUUAUCUGAUUAGAAGGAGAGCAAGAAAUGGCUAUUGACAGUGAGCCCCAUGAAAAUGGGCCUGAACUCAGAUUAAAAAGCAGAGACAAACUUGAAAUUGAAUUUGAAUAGACUAAUUAGACCUAGAAACUCAUAAGCAAAACUUGCAGAAUGACAAGUCUGAGAAUAUUGUAAUCAAGAUUGUCUCCACAAGGAGGCACUUAAACUCAACAGUAGCAAAAGAUGUUAAAAUCUUGUGGUUUCUUGUUGACAGCUCAAAAGUAAAAGUGCUUGGGAAACAUUAAAGGAAAAUACAUCUAGAAAUGAGAAGUUGUCUCACAAACCCUUGGCAUCCCUUUUUCCACCCUAGAGUAUCACUAGGAGAGUUUCAGGAGAAGUUCACAUUCUCACCCUGGGAGAAUAGGGGAAAUGGGAUCAGAGCAAAGUGAUUAAUAACGUACAAAGAAGAGUUAGGACUAAGGAGAAGGCAGCUUCUUAACUUUCAAAGUGCUCUUGAAGAAGACAGAACCUAAAUGAAGUGGAAAAUGGCUUAAAAGUGAGAAAAUGGCUUAAAAGUGAGAAAGCACAAGUUAUUUAACACAGCCUCACUUUCAAAAUGUUUGAUUGCUUACAUAGUAUUUUCAAAGCCUUUUCAUGUGAUCCAAGUAACUCCUGAGUUGGUGUAGUGGAAGAAGAACACCUGAUUUAAAUUCUGGCUCAGAUAAUUUAUCGUAUAAUUUGACGUUUUACUUAAUUUCCCUGAAAUUUUCUGUUUGUAAAAUGGGAACAGUAUAAGUACUGUCACUUCCCACCUUCCAGGCUUAAUGUGAGAAAAGCACUUGGACUAUUUGUACAGUACUGUAGAAAUGUCAGGUAUUUUCCCCAUUUUAUAGAGGAGGGAAGAAAUCCAAAGGCAUUAACUGAUUCAUUUGCACAAUUAAGACUAGAGCUCAGUCUUUCUGAGUUAUGACUACAGAGUGUUUCCCAUCUCAAGAGAUAGAGACAAUAUAUUAAAAGGAUUUGGUAGAGAAAUAAUCUAAGGAAAGUGUAGCAAUCAAGGGAAGCUUUUUGGAGGAAGUUGUUUUUAAUAACUAUUUCCUAUCUAGUGAUCAAGCUUGGUUUUGUAAUCAAAUACAGUAAUAGGUCUUAAUCUACCUUAGUAGCAAACCCAAUAUAACUAGAGAAAUAUUCAUUAGUGAAUAAAGCAGAUUUCCCUAAAUUAUAAAAAGAAAAGGAAAAAGGCUGAAGUAACCUCCCCCUACUUCCUAUCCAAAAUAUAUUUUCAUUUCCUGUUUACCAUGGCCCUCCAUUUAAUCAUGCCCAAUCCAGCCCGUUUUCAUUUCUAUUUUGCUUCUGCUCAUCCUGGAGUGUCCGUCUCUUUCUUUUUUAGGAAUCUACAGGUUUUGCUAAGGAUUAGAUAUCUGUGCUUGUGGUUUAUCCAGAGAAGUAGCAUUUCCUUUAUGUGUCUAGGAACAGACUUGUCAUCAUCUUCAGCUCUGCCUUCCCCACCUCAAAACAAUACAAUGCUGAGAUAUAUUGGGUAAUUACACAUUUUUAUUACCGAGGAGGAUUGUGGGGUGAUAUAUUUGGAAAUGUUUUUUUAAAGGCAUAAUUUAUUAAAUGGGAGAAUUUUUUAGUAAGUCUUCCAGGGGAAUGGGAAGUGUUCAAGUCCUUUUUCUUACCAAAGGUUGGUAGGCUUAGAUCUACAGAUGAACUCAUGAAUCUGGAAAAGAGAAAACAUCAGGAAUGUGAUCUUAAAAGUAUUCGAAGGGCUAUCAUUCAAGAGGAGUAAACUUUAUUCUGUUCCUUGCCCCAGGAAAUUGAACUCACAUGAGAAAAAUUGCAAGAGAGGCAGAUUUAGCCCGGAAGAAUUACUUAGCAAUCAGAGCCAACCAAAAAGCGGACUGCCUUGGUGUCUAUUGCCCCUUCAUUAGACCUUCAAAGGUUGGAUGUGUCAUAGCAGCUUUUUUUGGAGGACACAUUGUCCAGGGAGGAGAUAUUUCUGGUUUUGUGAAAAUUAGGAUAGUUAGUGCACAAAGUAACAAGGACGGGGAAGAGGGUGGAGUCUAGAGGUUCAGUAACUAAUGAAAACAGUUUAAAAAGUAGAAGAGAGGAAAUUAUGGUAUUUCUAAUUCAACCCCCUCGUUCAUUCACUGAUGCAGAAAUUGGGUGAUUUGCUUAAGAUUUCCCUAGUGGAAAGAUCCAGAAACAGGAUGCCAAACCCAAGUCCUCAGAUUGCAAAACCCUGUAUUCUCUCCACAAGGAUUAGUCAGUAGUUACACUGCAUCUAAGCCAAAUUGAGUAGCUGUUGUUCAUUCUCCUAGAGGACCAUGACAUCAGGGAGGUGAUAUGACAUGUAAGUGAACUGCAUUUAAGUGAGAGAGAACUGUGCAAGAGUUGCUUGUGGGCCAGAUACAAAUCUGAACAUCUAUAAGAUGAUCAGGAGAUGGCCCUGGAUGCAAUGGGAGACCUUGGCCUUUUUAAGCUGUGGUCUUCAAUAGGUUUCAGUUUGAGGCAACCAUCUCAGAAGGCAAGAUAAGAAAUGAGGCAAAGAAUGGCCUUUUACCUAAUUUGAAAAGAAAGUGAAUUUGAUAGGAGAAGAUUUUGGGGUUUCUGGCCCACCAAGAAACAAUUUGGUAUUUACAUUCAUUCCGAGCCAUUUGGGAACCAAGCAUUAAGUGGGACUUGGCCGGGAAUCUUUUCUUGGCCAAUCAGUGAACCAGAGUGAUUUGGGUUUAAAGUGGGGUCCUUAUUGUGAAUACAUCCAACCAUUCUGGAGAGCAAUUUAGAA